This is a messenger RNA of Scatophagus argus, 1969 nucleotides long. RefSeq names its product DCN1, defective in cullin neddylation 1, domain containing 1 (S. cerevisiae) (gene dcun1d1). NCBI's taxonomy places the organism in Eukaryota, Metazoa, Chordata, Actinopteri, Scatophagidae. Gene Ontology annotation, cellular component: ubiquitin ligase complex. The transcript is spliced from 7 exons. Gene Ontology annotation, molecular function: ubiquitin-like protein binding; ubiquitin conjugating enzyme binding; cullin family protein binding. The coding region runs from base 156 to 929 and encodes 257 amino acids. The record is from RefSeq and is a predicted model, not a curated record. Gene Ontology annotation, biological process: protein neddylation; positive regulation of ubiquitin-protein transferase activity.
CAUUUGAGGCUAUAGCAUAGUCAAGGAGCGAUUAAUUCUGUGCUUUUAUUUUUUAAUAACGAUCCUUCAACCGGAAAGACUUUUACGUGACUUGUAAAAACUUUGCAUGCAUUAGCAAGCUGGAUGGGAGGUAAGGAAGUCGGGAAAAGACAAACAUGAACAAGCUGAAGUCCUCACAGAAGGAUAAAGUUCGCCAGUUCAUGAUUUUUACACAGUCAAAUGAGAAAACUGCACUGACCUGUCUGUCACAGAAUGACUGGAAACUAGAUGUUGCCACCGAUAAGUUUUUCCAAAAUCCUGAGCUCUAUGUUCCAAAUCUAAAGGGGGCCUUGGAUAAGAAGAAGCUUGAGCAGCUGUACAACCGAUACAGGGAUCCUCACGAUGACAACAAAAUCGGCAUUGAUGGCAUUCAGCAGUUCUGUGAUGACCUGACUCUGGACCCAGCCAGUAUAAGUGUGCUGCUCAUAGCCUGGAAGUUCAGGGCAGCAACACAGUGCGAGUUCUCAAAGCAGGAGUUCAUGGAUGGCAUGGCAGAACAGGGGUGUGACAGCAUAGAGAAGCUUAAAGCUCAGCUGCCAAAGAUGGAGCAAGAGUUAAAGGACCACAGGAAAUUUAAGGACUUUUACCAGUUCACAUUUAAUUUUGCAAAGAAUCCUGGCCAGAAAGGUCUGGAUUUAGAAAUGGCAAUUGCGUAUUGGAAUUUAGUACUGGCUGGAAGAUUCAAAUUCCUGGAAUUGUGGAACAAAUUUUUAGUUGAGCACCACAAAAGAUCAAUUCCUAAGGACACCUGGAACCUCUUACUAGACUUCAGCACAAUGAUCACAGAUGACAUGUCGAAUUAUGAUGAAGAGGGAGCAUGGCCUGUCCUUAUUGAUGACUUUGUGGAGUUUGCACGGCCACACAUCGGGACCAAAAGCACAGCAGUUUAAGGGCUGCUCUCACAGAAGGAAACUCACAGUGAAGUUUCUACAGAGCAGAGAGCGCAGUGAACGAGGACAAGUGGACCGCACUGAGCUGAGAACUAUGUUGCCUUUUCAACCCUCAGGACUGAAAUAUUUUACACAGCAGAGACUUUAUAUGUGUGUGUGUGUGUAUUUACAUAUAUAUAUACAUAUAUAUGUAUAUAUAUAAAAAGGCAUAUCUCUUUGUUGGUCAACUUGUGGUGGUUUGGAACAUUUAUCUAAAGUAUUGGGCUUUUUGUGUGCACUCAAGCCAAUUAGAGAGGAGUCACCAUCUUGGGCCACAUGGUUCUAUGAUGUGUUUGAGCUCCACUCAAAAGCAGGUAGAUAGACACACUUUUGAAUUGUAAUCUAAAUACGAGGGUUUCGCAAGGAGACAUUCUUUAAAUAUUGAAUUUUAAUAUUUGUGUGCAUUCCUGAUUUAGUUUUUGUUUUAUAAUACAUUUGUGUGACAAGUCGGUAUAAAACAUUGAUUGUAAUUUUUUAAGAAUAAUGCUGUUUGUUUAAACACAAAUGUAUAAAGUUAAAAUAAAUGUUUGAAUUUGGUAUCUUUAAAGCUAUCGGGCCUCUGCGAGUGUUUGUGUCACUAAAUGGAUAAAGCUUAACAGAAGUCGUUCUUGGAGCACUUGAUGUAGAGAAAAUGCAAUGCAGCACCACAUAGGCUCUCCUACAUUGUAGAAAAUUUGUUGGUCUCUAUGUGGCGAGCUAAACAGUAUACAGUUCCCUUUGUGUUUAUAUUUACAGAGGUGUGGUAGUUAAAUAAGACACUUAAUAAAACAGUUUUAGCCAGCUUUUGGAACUGUUUAACCAUGAAAGCAUCACUACCUCAUGCAUGCUGAUGUUCUCCUAAAAACUCCUUCAGAGCCACAUUAAACAUAACUUUUUUCAUGUGUAUCCUUUUACACACUCUGUAAGUACCUUUAUAUUUGUUUGGUGGAGUUUACCUUUAGCUCAACUUUGCUCUCUACUUCAAAUGUGUUUGGCCCGACACAUAAAAGUGAAUUUUUUUU